Molecule: messenger RNA, 813 nt
Organism: Periophthalmus magnuspinnatus
Lineage: Eukaryota; Metazoa; Chordata; Actinopteri; Gobiiformes; Gobiidae
Product: mucin-2-like
Exons: 3
Coding region: 1-813 (270 amino acids)
Source: RefSeq, a predicted model, not a curated record
AUGGUAACAACAAAGACAACAGUUGCCCCAACUACAACUGCUCCAAAUACAACAACUACAGCUGCUCCAAAUACACCAACUACACCUGCUCCAAAUACACCAACUACAGCUGCCCCAAAAACUACCACUGCUGCCCCAACACCCACCACUGUUGCCCCAAUGGCAACAACAAUGACAACUGCUGCCCCAACCACAACUACUGUUGCCGCAACCAUAACUACAGCUGCCCCAAAUACACCAACUAUAGCUGCCCCGAAUACACUACCUACAGCUGCCCCAUAUACACCACCUACAACUGCCCCAAAUACACCACUUACAGCUGCCCCAACCACAACAACUACAACUGCCCCGAAUACAUUAACUACGGCUACCACAACAACUACAGCUGCCCCAGAAAACACCACUACUGCCCCAACAACCACAACUGCUGCCCCAACCACAACUACAGCUGCCGGAACAACAGAUGCCCCAACAACAACUACAGUUGUCCCAACUACAACUGUUGCAACAGCCACCACUGCUGCCCCAAUGAUACAGGCCUACAUAAGAGUAUCCAUAGCAACGUCCUCAGUAGCCACAUCCACCCGGGCGAAAUGCCUGGGCUGCAGCGAGUCCCGCGGGAUUUCGGAGGAAGCGGAAGUGUCCGAGGAGCAGCGGGCGGAGGAAGUGAUAUGCCGGGGCUGGGUUUGGAUGGGCGAGGUGUGGGUUAGCGGCGAUGGUUUGGCCCCGCGUUCUCAUCCACUGCAGCAGCGGACGGACGGAUGGAUGGCGGUGGAGGUGCCCAUUGUGGUUAAGGGCUGGGUGGAUGCAUAG